AGCGUGCGAGUAUCAAUGUCCGCCUACGAGCAGCGGAAAAAGUCAAAAACUCAUUCUGCCGCCUCGGAAGAUAUACAGAGCACAGUCGCCGAUCUUGAAAAAAAAAUCGGAAAAGCCGAAACCUAUUUAAAAAUUUUUGAAAUCAUCGCAUCCCGGUCUUUUGCGACAGCGAAAGGAAGCAGUCAAGACUUUCGAAGAGGCAAAGAAGACUACGGCUGAUUAUGUCCAUUUGAAGGAGUUGAAGAAGACCCUUGCGAUGGCGAUCAAUGCCGAAAAUCGCAACAAUUUACAGUUGAAAGAUGCGAGAAUGACUUUAUACUCCUUGAAAGCAAGUUUGAAGAAGCAGCAACACAAGGGAAAAGGAAAGGAGAAGGCGAAUCCAGAGUCGGACAUUCCUCCAACUGUGCCCACAUUCCAAGCCUUUGGUUGCGAAGAUUCCACGGAAAACAUUGACAUCAGCCAGCUCAAGAAGGAAGCUCGCGCCAAAAAUAGAAAAUUGGUUUUCAGCGGCACUGAUUACGGUGUUUGUACCAUGUCGGCAACAGUACCCUUGACGCUCGACCAAUACCACGCCCACGUACAACUCUACAACAGGUUCCAAGUUCUUGGUGAUCGCGAGCUCCAACCAAUGGAUACGGUAGUGGAUCCGGCUUUUCAAGUACCAACCCCUCAUCGUAUCACAGCCAAGCAGCUAGAUGUACUCUCUUUGGCGCACAAAAAUGCCAGGUUACGAGAAAGACGAAAGGCAAAACAUCCCCAGCUUUUGGAUGCAGAGCGACAGCUCAAAGAGCGGUCUUUUAAACUGGCAGCCACAUCAGCCGAAGUUGAACAAUGCCAAAAGAUUGCAAGAGAGACGCGAGACAUUCUGCGCGGUUUUUACCAUUCUCCCCGAGCCCACCGUGACGCGUGGUCCCAAGAAUUAGCGACAAAGCGCGCCUACCGACAAGUCGCAGCCAAAGAAAGGGCGGCUAUAAGGCAUGCUUCAGGUUCACGACGGUCGUUGGUCAUCAUGAUGAUCGGAACGCAGGGGACUGGGGUGGGCAGUCGCAUUAAAGGCCACGCUAGGCGCGGUGGCAAGAAACUAAGAAAGGAACACAGUCAGCACGCUGUUGUGGGGAUGACGAACGAGUUUCGUAGUUCACAAACGUGCAUGGGCUGUUUCGGUCUGGUCAUCCGACCAAAGAGGAAAGCCGUUGGAGCAAGUUCGAAAAUACGCUCAGUUCACGGAUCGUCUUUAUGUAUGAAUAUCGAUUGUCCGUUAUAUCGAACAGGACGAGCCACACAAAACCGGGACACUCAAGCAGCAACGUGCAUCGCUCUUGCUGGUGCAAGCUUCUUGCUCGACGGGAUGACAUUGCACCCAUUUUCAAAAAAUUCAGCCAUGAAUCAUAUGCUGAAAAAAAUCAUUACCACCCCGCACACCGGUAACACAGAAUCUCGACUACGAAUUUGACAGUGAUGCUGAAUAGGAGAAAUUUUAGAUGCAGGUGCUGCGGAGGCUUCUUCCAAUGGGGGAGACACACGACGUAGUGUUCGCGGGCAUUAACGUCU
Molecule: messenger RNA, 1551 nt
Organism: Radiomyces spectabilis
Lineage: Eukaryota; Fungi; Mucoromycota; Mucoromycetes; Mucorales; Radiomycetaceae
Exons: 4
Coding region: 257-1453 (398 amino acids)
Source: RefSeq, a predicted model, not a curated record